Molecule: messenger RNA, 887 nt
Organism: Anoplopoma fimbria (sablefish)
Lineage: Eukaryota; Metazoa; Chordata; Actinopteri; Perciformes; Anoplopomatidae
Product: required for drug-induced death protein 1-like
Exons: 3
Coding region: 132-476 (114 amino acids)
Source: RefSeq, a predicted model, not a curated record
AACCACAAACUGAUGAGAGAGCUUCAGGCUGCUCAUAAGGUUUGACUCCUCCUCGCUCCAAAGGUCCUCCUGCCUGAACACAAGGAGGUCAGAGGAGAAAGGAGAAGUAUUUAGACGAGGAGGAACGAGGGAUGGGAGCUCAGGAGAACGAGGAGGACGCUGCUCCUCCACCAGAGAAGAAGAAGCAGAAAAACUCCAAAGAGGUUUUUUUCUCCGUCCUGCCGGAUCGAUACGAACCUCUGAUCGAGGAGGUGGAGGAGGAGAAGGAGACGCCAGAGGAGAGGAGGAGGAGGAAGGAGGAGAAGAAGAGGAGGAAGAAGAAGAAGUACAAGAAGUACAGGAAGAACGUGGGGAAAGCGCUGCGUUUCAGCCUUUGCUGUCUGAUGCUCGGCCUACAGAACAUGGCGUCCACUUACUCCGCCCCCGUCUCCGCCGUGGUGACAGGAGUUAACCUUAACGCCUGCAGCAAAGCAUGAUGGGAAAUGUGGAGGACAAACUACAGCGUGAAGACAUUCAGUGUUCUUUUAGUCAAAUGACCUGAUCGUGAAGAAGUUUAGUCAUACAUUCAAAUGUGACCUUAUGGUUAUUUAUAAUUGAAUACAUUUUUGUUUAAUUAAUGGAAUAAUUAGAAACAUAAAGAAAUAUGCAAGAAUUAAAAAGUUUAAAUUCUUUUGGCUAUAACCCUAUAAUUUAAGUAAAUUUAAAAUACUUUUUCAAGCUCUGUUAAAUUCGUAUUAUUAGUUUUUUGGGUAUAUAUGUACGCCUACUUUAUAUGUUUUUAAAAGAACAUUGUGUAAACUUUAAAUGCUGUUCUUAUUUUUCUGCAAAUGUGAAAACUACAAUGUGAACAUGUGUUUUCUGGGUUUUCUUUAAUAAAUGUGCUCUUA